AUGGACGAGGAAUUGGCUAAGGUGCAGGCUCAAAUCGCGCUUCUUGAGCCGCAGAUCCAAGCGGUUGGGGAAUCUUUUCUCUCUGCCCUUCAGAGUGGCAAUCAAUCUCUGGCGGAAUACUGGCUGAAGGAGAAAGAGCGGCUGCAGAAGAAGGAAGAGCAGCUGCGGAAUGAGAAAGAGCAGCUGCGGAAGAAGGAAGAACAGCUGCGGGAGGAAAAACUCCUCCUCCUCAGAAGUAAUGUGCCCCAUGGAAUCCGCAGAUCUGGGGCACUAACCCGGAAGAACGUUGAAGACGUCUGUGCUGAAGUUUGGGAACGGGUGAAGGAACGUCUUCCUUCCAUGCCUCCAGAGCAAUAUUUUAAGCACUCUUAUUCUCGUAGCAGCAAGGAGUUAUGUACCUUAAAAGGCAGGGCGGUUCUGUUACUAGAGGGGCUGGAGGAUGGAGAUUAUAUCGGGUCUGCGUCAGAGGUGCUUGGGAAGCUGCGGGAUACAGACCUCUGCUUCUUGAUUGAUGCUUCUGGCAGUGGCAAAACAAGGACGCUCUACGAAAUAUCUUGUCAGAGGGACUCCAUUUACUUGACGGGUGUUACGGAGAGCGGAUCAGGGGAUGAAGGUUCUCGAGAUCUUUAUCACGUUGCAACAGAAUUGGGACGCUUGUAUCCCGAGGGAGUCAUCCCAGAAGACGCCUUAAUGGUGUGCCUUACAGCAGUUUUCAUAUCGAGGUUUUACAUUUUGAGAGAAGCUCGCUCUGCAGGCAUCGACGUUACCCGGCUCGUCUGGCUUUUUAAGCAACUAUACUUUUCACACUUGAAUUAUCCAUGGCGUGAUCCAUGGAGGGAGCUGACGAGGAGAAUACUCAGUCUGAUCCGGAAUUCAUCCGACAUUGAAGCUGCAAGCGACAUCUUUCCUGACAUUCUCGAUGAGCUUAAAAGACAGGUACGCUGGGAUGAUAAGGGCGUUGUGGUAAUAGACGAAUGCCAAGAACUAUCACAUUUGCUGGAGAACAGGUUUAGGGGCCUGACUGUGAGUGACGUUAACCUGUCGAUGCUAGACAAGCUCGCCUUGGCUCUGCGUGACAUGAAGUUCGAAAAUACCAUAAUAUCUGGGACAGGCCGGCAUUUGAUACGGAUGCUAGACUCCCUUUCAGAGACCGUGAAAGACAAACUCAGCUAUUAUGUGUACUCUGACUUUGGGCAUUUUUCUAGUGCCGAAUCUAUCAAGGAGUACACAGUGAAGUUUGUGAAAGACGUGUGUGAUUUCGACUUCAGCACGAUCUUUGGUGUUUACAGAGGCAGAUACAGGUUUUACGUGACAGUGUUACAGAUGUUCUUACGGGAUUCAGAGGAGCAACGAUUGGUCGCUACAGACUAUUUCUUGAAGAAGGCAGAUGAUUUGUGUAGGCGACCAGGCCCUGCCCUCUCCAUCAACAGAUCUGUGUGGGACGAUGUUGUGAAGUUCUUUGCACUACCAUCAUUCCAUCCUGGGUGUUGGGAGGUGGUCAUAACUUUAUUGCUGCUGCGGGUGUACACGGGAGUUCCUGUAAGCCUGGCAGUCACGGACAGUGAUUUGAGAUUUGUACAAGCAGGGAUCGGCAGGCUGAGACGGACUGGGGAGAGCAGCUACCAGCCUUUGCAUUUCAAACCGGAUACAGAUUUCUGCUCAGCUGCUCCUCAGAAUGCAGCACAGGUUUCCCUUCGAACUGUUGAGAUUGGAGAACCGCUUGUAGUGAGGGCUUUGUGGAACUAUCUCACAGCCAGUGUAGAUGUGCAGAAGAAGCUGAUCAAUGAUAUGGGUGUUUGCAGCAAGUCAGAGCUAGGGGUGAAGUUUGAACCGUAUUCCGCUCCCUUGCUUCUGCAGUUUUUGGAGAAUAAGGCACCAGUGGAUUUUAUCCCAAAGGUGUACAAGGAAAAAGUGGAUCCGGUCUACAAGCAUCCUCUACAAGUGCCAAGGUCAAACAACUGUGAGAUGAUACAGCAAAUGCCUGAAGAGGACAAUGGGAUGACCUUUCUGGCAUGGCUUGAGCAGUUUGAGGUGGUUUUACAAGGAAAGCAACAGGAAUCCUUUCGGCCUUUUUUUUAUAGUGGAAAUGUUAUUAGAUUUGGACCUGACAUGAUUGCUGCUUGCAUCAGCAAGGUAGGAGAGAAGCAAGUUCCUGUCUUCUCGCUAUAUCAACACAAAGUUAGGUCGAAGACAGACUUGACAAGUGCCUUGGACAGGUUAGAUAUUGAUGAUCUGUUUUUGCACAACAAAGGUUUUAAGGAAAGAUCACAAAUUGAGGAGAUAGCUGUCACAAAGUUUAAACAGUUUUUGCAUCAAGGAGGGCUUUUGAAAUGGAUUAUCUGUUUUACUACAGAUAUUAAUGUGUUUCAGAACGAUGAUUUAAUGUGUGGGAGUGUUCCAAAGAUCCACAAAAGAAAGCGCAUAUAUGAGAAGUUAAAGAUCACAGGCCUUGUUGGGAUAAUUGACAAACAUAUGCAGGUGAUGGUGGAAGAAAAUGCAUGGUUUGUUAAUGCUGUGGAAUAUUUGAAAUAUGGGGAGUAA
Selaginella moellendorffii is the source of this 2541-nucleotide messenger RNA. RefSeq lists its product as uncharacterized. Lineage: Eukaryota; Viridiplantae; Streptophyta; Lycopodiopsida; Selaginellales; Selaginellaceae. The record is from RefSeq and is a predicted model, not a curated record. Bases 1 to 2541 code for a protein of 846 amino acids. The transcript is spliced from 6 exons.